AUGACGUCCAUUCUUGGCUACUGGGACAUUCGAGGACUUGCGCAGCCCAUCAGGAAUCUCCUGGUGUACCAGGGCGUCGAGUUCGAAGACAAACGCUACGUGUUUGGUCCGGAACCCGACUUCGACGGUGAAGAGUGGCUGAGCGAGAAGCCCACGCUUGGCCUCAGGUUUCCGAACCUGCCUUACUACCUAGACGAUGACGUCAAGAUCACGCAGAGCCUGGCCAUAUUGCGCUACCUGGCGCGCAAGCACGAGCUAACAGCUACGGACGAAGAGGAGACUCUGGAACUAGACAUGCUAGAACAGCAAGCUCGGGACUUGAGCUGGGUUCUGCUGAUGGCCGUCGCGCAACCGAGCUACGAGGAGACACGACCCAAGUACGAAGAGAAGAUGGAGAGCCUUCUGCAACCCUGGGACGAACACCUGCAAGACAAAGAAUGGGCGAUCGGGGAUCGCGUCACAUACGUAGACUUCCUGCUGUACGAGGGGCUCGACUGGAACCGCGAGCUGAACGGAGGUGCAUUUGAAGGCUUCCCCGCGCGAACGUCUUACAUGAAGCACUUCGAAGAGCUGCCCAACAUCGAAGAGCACUUCGCCUCGGACAAGUAUAAAAAGUAUCCCAUACUCGGACCGAUGAUGAAGUGGGGCGUCGAAAAGGAGUAG
Molecule: messenger RNA, 663 nt
Organism: Rhipicephalus microplus (southern cattle tick)
Lineage: Eukaryota; Metazoa; Arthropoda; Arachnida; Ixodida; Ixodidae
Product: glutathione S-transferase Mu 2
Biological process (GO): glutathione metabolic process
Molecular function (GO): glutathione transferase activity
Source: RefSeq, a predicted model, not a curated record